UCAGCCCAUGAAGAAAAAAAAGAUGAAGAACGGCUACUACAUGUAGAUGUAAUUAAAGAGACAGAUUCUCCAUUACCAUUACUGGAASAAGCUAAUAACAAGAAUCUACAAGAAAAUGUCCAACCCAAUGAGACAAAUAAUAUAGAAURUGAAAUCACUGAACAAGCUAUGCCAACAGAAGAUGAAAGUUCUACAGGAAACACGUCUGAUAUUUUYACMCCUCAGCCAGCUAUUGACUCCAUUGAGGAAUCAAACRAUACACAAGAUAGAGAGCAGGAUGAUUUCAUGCCAACAGACAACUUGACAAACCAAUGGAACAAAAGUAAAUGGAAAGAUUUAGUUACACCMUGUUUACCAGUAACAACAAGAAAAGUUCUCCAUGAGGCAAAUAAAGUCAAUUCAGAUCAUUCAAGGAGAAAGCAUUCAACCACUAUUAACAAAAAGAAAGCUAUAAACAGAGCAGCAGUGAGAAAAAGGACGUCAUCUGCCAAUGUGGGUCUGCCAUCAAGCCUUGUGAAGAGCAUAUUUGAGCAUUUUUCAAAGAGUAGAGUGAACAAAGAAACUCUUCAGAUUAUCCAGAAAGGAUCCAAUUUGUUUUUCAAGCAGUUGUCAGGUGAUUUGAUGGCCUUCUGUCAACACGCUGGGCGGGCUACCAUAGAGACACGUGACGUAGAACUUCUUAUGAAAAGGCAAGGGUUUGUUACUUCCAAGCAAUCGCUAAAUUCUCUAAUCGAGAAAUACUUGCCCAUGGAAUACAGASAAGAACUUAUUCCAGUGGCUCAGUGUGGAAAUAAGAUUUUACUAAAGAAAARUACUUAGAUAGACAGACAGACUCGUUUGUGCUUUGCUAUUUUUCAAAUUCAUGAAAUAUGGUAUGUAUGUUUUUAAAUGAAAAUCUAAAACGAAAUGCAUUACUGAUUUAAUUUUUUGAACUUUGUUUUCAACCAAAAUCUUGUCUUGCGCUUGCUUCAUCACUGCGUUGGUUGAUUUUUACGUCGAAUKAGGCUUGCUCUUCCGUUUCCGCUUGUUCUUGCGUCACUAGUGAACUUGAUAGUUUACAAUAAUUUAUCUAUUUUUAUGAUUUUAUAAUUUGUUCCUAUAGUAACUUCUUAGUGACUGCUAUGUGAAUCAUUUUGAAAAAGUCUUGAGUAUUAAAAUACCUUUUCUUCUUUUAUCAAUGGGUGAUAAUGCUUUUGAAUUAGCRUUUCAAGGUUUUGAAUACACGGAAGUGUCCAUACA
Exaiptasia diaphana is the source of this 1239-nucleotide messenger RNA. Its product is annotated as centromere protein T. Gene Ontology annotation, biological process: chromosome segregation; mitotic cell cycle; kinetochore assembly. Lineage: Eukaryota; Metazoa; Cnidaria; Anthozoa; Actiniaria; Aiptasiidae. Gene Ontology annotation, cellular component: kinetochore. Gene Ontology annotation, molecular function: protein heterodimerization activity; DNA binding. The record is from RefSeq and is a predicted model, not a curated record. The transcript has 6 exons. The coding region runs from base 169 to 819 and encodes 216 amino acids.